GCGAAUCGAUGUUGUAUGAUUGACCUAUUGUGUUUUCGUGAAAAAAGUCUUCAAUUUGGAUGAUGAAAGCAAAAAACGCAUCUCUUAAUGAUUGCUUGCGAGUGGAAGAAAGGAAAGUGAACUAAGACCAUUCUCCUUACUAUGACUACCUCGGAACUGGAGAGCCGAAACGUCGCUAUUUCCAUGAGAAAAUCUGUGGAAAAUCUAGUGAUAUCAUCCCAAGAUGCCAUCGGACAGAGCAUAAGCCAAGCUCUCAGUUUCUCCGGGGUAAUCUCACAACCUAAUCAAGGAUUACCCGAAAACAAAAAUGUUUCACGGUCACCCUCCCCGUCACUUCGACACACAGACAGUACAUUGGACAUUAUAGAAAAUGAUAAAAGGAGUGAAAAAAGCGAUUCGUCCAUACAAGUGCCUUCACUCGGCCCCGAUGUGCCGGUCGGUAUUGACAUCGCUAAUUUGAGUCAGAAGGAUCUUAAGAUAUCAGGCUCCAACUCCGGCGCUCGUAUCGAUGGCGCGAGCACGGUGCGCGCUAAGAAGAAGAGCUGGUACAACUCGCUGUACCCCACGUACAAGAGUAAAUGCGAGGACUUCAAGAGACUGUUCAAGGACUUGCCCGACGAGGAGCGCCUCAUAGUCGACUACUCGUGCGCGCUGCAGCGCGACAUCCUGGCGCACGGGCGGCUGUACGCGUCGCAGAGCUACCUCUGCUUCUACGCGAGCAUCUUCGGCUGGGAGACCAGCCUCACGCUGCGCUGGAAGGACGUCACGGCCAUCACCAAGGAAAAAACUGCGCUGGUGAUCCCGAAUGCGAUCUUGGUAUGCACUGAGUCGGAGAAGAACUUCCUGACGUCAUUCUCGGGGAGGGACAAGGCGUACCUGAUGCUGUUCCGCAUCUGGCAGAACGCGCUGAUGGACCAGCCCAUAUCCAGUCAAGAGAUUUGGCAGUGGGUGCACACGUGCUACGGCGAGGAGCUGGGGUUCGACUCGGACGAGGACGCGCCUGACGUCAUCGCCGCGCUCGACGUCACCGAGGAAGCGGUGGACUCAUCGAUGGAGACGGGCGAGGCCGGAGGCGGCAGCGGCGCGCCUGAUACGCCGCCCUUAAUGAACGGCGAGUCGGAGUUCCGUGACCGAGAGGAGGAGGGGGGCGACACGCUGCCCACCGACAUGUCCGACAGCAGCGACAGCGAGCCCGACAAACAUCACAACAAAGGUGAGGAUGAGAAAUGCCCGGCGGCCCACGACGGUAAGCUGGUGUUGCAGCAGGAAUUUCCGUAUAAUAUCGAUCAACUCUUCACAAUGAUCUUUACGAACUCAAAGUUUAACCUGGAAUUGCUGGCAGCAAGAGGAACCACAGAUUACGUACAGGCAUCCUGGCAGCCACAGAACGGCCUCAAGUGUCGGCAAGUAAACUACACGCUGGGACUGACGUCUGGACCCAUGGGACCCAAAGAAGUACACGUGACCGAGACGCAGGUCAUGAACAAGUGCAGCCGACCCGGCGUGCUGUACUCCAUCGACUGCACGUGCGAGAACGCCGGCAUCCCCUACGCCGACUACUUCAGCGUGCAGGCGCACUACUGCCUCGCGCGCACGCGGGCCGGCACCGCGCUCGAACUGUACGGCCGGGUGCACUACAAGAAGACCAUGUGGCCGCUCGUCAGAGCGUUCCUGGAGAAGAACACCAUGAACGGGCUCGAGGAGUUCGCGCGGCUGCUGUCGAGCCGCCUGCAGGCCGGCGCGCGCCCCCCCGCCGCGCCCGCCGCGCGCGCCGCCCGCCGGCGCCGGCGCCGCGACGCCGAGCUGCUGGCGCCGCGCCCGCCGCGCGCGCCGCCCGCCGCCCGCGCGCGCCCCGCCGCCUGGCUGCUGCUGGCGCUGCUGCUGCUGCUGGCCGUCAACGGCCUGCUGUACUGGCGCCUGUACCGCGCCGACCUGCGCCGCGGCCUCGACCUCGACCACCUGCACACGAGGAUGAGCACGCUGAGCGAGGCGCAGGCGGCGGAGUGGGCGCGCGCGUUGGAGCGACACUCGCACCGCCAGCGCGGCCAGCUGCUGGCGUGGCGGGACGCGCUCGACCGCACCGUGACGCACCUCACGCAGACGGAGCAGGCGUUGACGAAAUUGUUAGAAACUAUCAAACCCGCGCUGGAGAGAGCCGAGCCCGAUCCGGAGACGCGGGAUGAUCUAUGAGCGGUGGGGGGCGGGGUAGGGUGAAGGGAGCUCGGUAUUUAUAAUAACCUAUGCACAGAGAGUUCUGUUGUCGCGAAUGCGUUUAUAUUAGAUGUUUUCGAUUCACGUUCGUGGUAGUAGUUAUCUAAGUAGAUGGCUGAUCUCCAUUCCAGCGUGAAUUGAGUCCCGAAUUUUAUCAUCUUUAUUUGAGACGUAAUAAAAAGAAUAGACAAAAAUAGUCUAAAUGACCAUAAAUAAUAAUUAACUGAAUACGUAUCUGUAAGUAAAUAGAGUCUAUUGUAUAAAAAAUAUAUUUAAUGAUUAUAAAUUUAUUAUCUGUUACAAUCUAGUGCCCCUCUUCGCACUAAUCGAAGGUACAAUACUUGUAGUAAUGAGAGAGUACUUAUAUUUGAUGAUAAAUUAUAAAUUUACUGCCAAAUUAUAAUGAUUUGCACGUUAGUGCUGUGAUAUUAAAUAUAGAGCGGACGUUCGGUCCCGUAGCGCACUGACAGACCAGAGCACGCGAGACGAGUGUAGCCAACGUGAAGGGCGUUAGCGAACACUCGAAGGAGUUAGUUGUAUUAGUUCAGUAAGACUGCGCUUUUAGUUAUAUACGUUUUAUUUGCUAACUUUAAAAUUGAAGGUAGCAUUUACAUGCUUGAAAUAUUUUUGUACUUCUCCGAUCACAGCGAACGAUCUGCGGAGCCGCGGGGUGGGGGGCGUGGCCUCGCACUCCUCGCUUACCUUUUUGUAUGAUUUUUACAAAAUAAGUCACUUAGAAAUAAUUAAAUAGUCCUUCUAUUGUACAGUACGAAAUUGAUUUCGUAAUAUUAAUAAAAUAUUUUUCCACUAUCUAAUUGUACAGGCAUUCCUAUUUAUUUAUUUUGAUAUCCUUAUUUAUAUUAGAUAAAAUCACUAUGCAUUCAAUUAUAUAUUUUAUAGACGCUAUCGUACAUUAAUAUUAUCACCUAAUUUAGCUCGUACUCGUGGAUUGUUUCAUUCAUUACUCCUUGUGUCCGAAGCGUGAGGUGUUGAUCAUUGUGUUGUGUGUAUGUAAACUUGACAACCUUGCGUCGUACAUCCGAGCUUUAAGUAAAUAAAUUCAUCCAAAUGUAGAUAUACGAUAAAUAAUUUACAAAUUGUUGAAUAGUUAAAUUGCAUUGUUCAGAUGUAACGCGUUUACAUAUAUAUUAUAAGAGAAUUUAUAAAACUCACAUAUUGUUUUAAUGAUGCAGUAAAUUGUGUCGUCCGAAUACCAGAGGAACUGCUAACGCGAUUGGUUUAUACUUUUUUUCCAGUUUUGUAGUUGUCAUUUAAUAAUGGAAAUCGACAUAAUUCAUGUAAUAAAAGAAACCAUAGAACUGUUAUGGCGUCCACUCCCUUGCUGUAUAAUUUAAAAACGUUUGAACUCAUUCAUUUCAUGUUCGCUGAACAGUCUCGCCGCGGUUUAUCUAAGUAUUCUUCGAGUAGUGACGUCACAACGUCUAUUUAUAUAUCAAUUAUGUUUUAUAUCUCCACUUGCCUUGCAUCUCUAACGCCUGGGCCGCACUCACCGUAAUAUGCGAGGGAGAACUUUGCGUCUAGACGAUAAUUGGCUAAUAAGAUCUAAAAUGUAAUCGUUACAUUUCGUUAGCCAUAUCGAAAUUAUCAUUUUGAUUGCGUUCUAUGUCAGAUUGAAAUAUGGCCGCGCAAGCAAAGUUCAUCGCGAUAAAACCCUUCGAAGCGCGAGAGUUUACAGAGCGAGUGUUCCCGAAGAACUGGCUCCAUACAUCACGUUGAAUGCGGCCUAACCAUUAUAGUAUCGACUAUAAGCCUUAGUAGUAGUAAAGCUGAAAUAUCCAGAGAUCAGUGUUUCCCGUUGGUAAAUUAUAAUGUAAAUUUAAUAAUAGGUACAAUAUAUUUAUUUAUUCUAGCAAAAUUCGAUUAGUUAUAAAGUGUUUGAUCAUUAUUAAAGAAAUGUUUAUGAAAUGUAAUAAAUGUAAAAAAAAAACAAGUUCGAUUUUUUCGAUAAUUGGUGCUUUUAAUUUAAUAAUAAUUUAUGUAUUUAUUAUUUUUUUACAUUUGGUUUUACAUGUAAAAUAUUUCAAUGUAAAUUGUAUAUAUUUACUUUCAUUCCAUGGGUAAGAAUGAUCUGAUGUCUUAGAUUAUCGAUACAAAUAUUGUAUAGAUUCCUACUAGUUGUAUAGAAAGUGCAUUUCAGCAAAGAUCGCAAGAUCUUGCCAAAGAGCAUGUGGGUAGGGAGAGGCACAAAUCCCAUUACAAUGGUACCAGGAUAUUUGUUAGACAAUUCUAUUCUCAGUAUUGAAUAAAAUAUUUUAAUGUAA
Nymphalis io (European peacock) is the source of this 4493-nucleotide messenger RNA. RefSeq names its product protein Aster-B-like. Gene Ontology annotation, biological process: intracellular sterol transport. Lineage: Eukaryota; Metazoa; Arthropoda; Insecta; Lepidoptera; Nymphalidae. The record is from RefSeq and is a predicted model, not a curated record. Gene Ontology annotation, cellular component: endoplasmic reticulum-plasma membrane contact site; endoplasmic reticulum membrane; plasma membrane. The transcript is spliced from 17 exons. The coding region runs from base 142 to 2190 and encodes 682 amino acids. Gene Ontology annotation, molecular function: sterol transfer activity; sterol binding.